Necator americanus (New World hookworm) is the source of this 987-nucleotide messenger RNA. RefSeq lists its product as uncharacterized. NCBI's taxonomy places the organism in Eukaryota, Metazoa, Nematoda, Chromadorea, Rhabditida, Ancylostomatidae. The transcript is spliced from 10 exons. Bases 1 to 987 code for a protein of 328 amino acids. The record is from RefSeq and is a predicted model, not a curated record.
AUGUCAAUAGGAUUGAAAUUACGGCGGUGUGAGGAGUUUGAUGACAUAGAAGCAAAAAUCAGAAUGCUCACUCCAGACCAGCCCAGGACACAUCCGGAAGACUCCUCAGGGCAAAAUUCACAAGAUGACAAGGUAACUCAACAAAGUGCCGAACAGCGGGAACUGUGCGAGCAGCAGAAAAUGAAUAUCGUUGAGAUGGAGCGGGUAAUAGUUCAGGACAUUAAGAAUCAGAUCAGCAGAUCAGACCCUGUACACUGUUCUUUCAAAUAUUCCAUGCACUUUUACGAGGAAAUGGAGCAGAAGUUCAAUACUCACCAAUUAAAAUCAUAUGGUGAUCCAAAAAAGAAAACAAAACAAACUGUAACACUUUUGAAGAAGAACUUUGCUAAAAAUUCCCCUUCCCAUCGGAUCACUAUUAUAAGGAGAAAAGGACAAGAAACCGUCAGAAACAAAAAAAAAGCUCCGAAGAAGUUGCCAUGCUCGGCGGAGAAUGCUGAGCAGAAGAUAGAGGGGCUUGAGAGGGAGGUCGAUAUUCUGAAAAUGGAGAAAGAACAACUAAAAAAAAUUGCCAACUACUCUUCUUGCAAUAAAGUUGGAGAACUAAAGCGCUACUUGGCUAUAAAAGAUGACUACAUGGAGUAUUUAGGAAAGCAGUGCGACGAGUUUGACGAAUUGGAGGUAAAGUAUAAACAAGAAAUGUACAAAGAGAGAGAUCGUUUGAAAGCGCAAACUGACGCAUCCAAUGUGCCUGUGGCACCCGUCCUCGCUGAAAAAACUUGUCUACUUGAUGCUUAUGGAAAGAGGCUACCUGACGAAGAAGAAUUCGAUGAAAGAUCUGACAAAGACCACGCAUUCAAAUCUGCACCGUCUUCACCAACGCCGUCCAAAUCGUUUGACUCAAUUGCGGGUCCAGCACUUGAGGAAUCCACCACAGAACUUGCAGCAGUUACUCCCAACCGUACGCUUCACUUUACCUUGUACAAAUGA